This is a messenger RNA of Musa acuminata subsp. malaccensis (wild Malaysian banana), 737 nucleotides long. Lineage: Eukaryota; Viridiplantae; Streptophyta; Magnoliopsida; Zingiberales; Musaceae. The record is from RefSeq and is a predicted model, not a curated record.
GAGAGGCGUUGCGGACAACGCAACGGUACCAAUUGCUCCUUAGGGUAGGAAGGACGGGGAUCGGUGGCCGAGCAGUGAAGGCGGAGGAGGCUGCGGCGGCAGCGGAGGGGACGUACCAGAUGAGGGGGUGUGUGUGUUAAGGAUUGGGAGGAGGGCUGCUGGGGUCCUUCGCGCCGAAGAAGCACGCCGCGAGCCGGCGGCGGACAGUGGGAGCGAAGGUGAUGGCCUGGUGGCACAAGGUGGUGGCGUUCCCUGUGAAGCGCGCUUGUGUCGCCGUCGCCGCCCGGGUCAAGCCUCCAAGCGACGGUGGUGGAAUCAUAAAGCUCCAAAAUGAUGUUCAAAUGUGUGGAUACCAGGAUGUGCAGGUUAUGUGGGAGAUGGUGAGAAUAUCGGAGAUGGAGUUAUCGAACAAACCCAAGAAGCGCAAGCGACUGCUCUGGAGGCUGUUGGCCUGGUUGAAUCAAUCAUCGUCUGGUGAUCCGAUGGAUCCUCAUUAAGAAUGUGGCAGUAGACUUGAACAGGUUUCAGUAAAUAUUACCUCCCUCCUCUUUCUCACAUCAGUAAGAUGUAAGAAAUGAAAGUGUGUGAGACUGAGCCUGAAUAUACUUCAGUUAGUAUUUUCUCUUGUUCCUCUCUCACAUAACUUUAAUAUCAGAACUAUGUAUAUUACUCGGAUCAUGUGUAUAUGUGAAUGCUAUCAUCAGGAAUUGCACUGCAUAAUUGAAAGGUGGUGGAAG